AUGAUGAGCUGCUUGUUCUGGUAUACAUAUAAUGCCGGAUCGGAGGGGGCGAUCCUCGUGUUUCCGAUCCUUGCGCUGGACAUCGCUCUGUUCUUUGUGCCGCUAGUUGGACUGUCUAUGCUCGGGAAUAGGGAAUGGUUGGGGCAGAGUUGCACAGGAUAUGCGGCAUGGACGGUGGAGGGGCAUAAUGAUACACUGAGCCCUCAGUGGCGGCCGAGAGACCCACCGCAGUGGAUUGAUCUUAUGGGUAGCGCGUAUAGGACGAAGCCGUUGACGGGGCCUCAUAUGGAGUGUGAGCAGUUGAAGAUUGCUUGGUCCAUGGCCAGCUUCAACAUGACAUUUGCCUUUUUCAUGCUACUGCUGAGAAUGGCGGAAAUCCUCUCCAUGGAGGACUCAUUGCACCGCCGAUACCUCCUCUGGACCGAUCCCAACAAGAUACCGAGCUUGUUCCGACGGAUUAUUGAGCAAGACCCCUCCAACCCCAUGGGUCUACUCGACCCCGGCCGUCCAGCGAGCGAUGCCAGCCUCAGUAGCUUCAAUAGCCUCUUCGACCUCUACCUCCUUCCCCUCAACCCAUACCCCCGUCCCCGUCUCGAGGGAAUCCUAAGUAUCUACCCCAUCCUUAGUGCUCUCACCCUACACCUCCACAGCACCGACUUCCGCGCCCUCCAGCAAACUUCAAACACCAUCAAAGCCGCAAUCCGCCGAUCCGUCGGACGGGACACUUCCACUCUAGCCAAGCUGACAUGCUCGCAUACCGGCCGGCACGCCGACCUCUUCAAGCGGGCACGCUGCGUGCUAUGCGACGAAAACCUAUGCCGACUCGUCGACCGGGUUAACCCGGUCAAUUUCAUCCUCCCAACUGCAAAGCGACUUCUCGACCAAUGCUGCGGAACUUACAUCGCCAACUUCGAAGCGCACGCCCACUGCGUCCGCAUCUGCACCAUUUGCUUCGUCUGGCGGAAAGUCGUCAACUGGGACAACGCCGAUCUUGACAAGGCACCCUGUUUUGGGACGAGUUCCGGUGGCGCUCGUGGUGGUGGAUCCAUAAGGGUGCACCUGGCCACGGAGUGUGCGGGAAGGAUUGUUUUGAUGGGCCUCACCAUCCGUUUACCUAGUGAGGUUUGUGGAGUGUACUCGGGUGUAAGGCCGACUAGGGGUCCCGUAUUCUGUACCCAGCACCUCUGCAAUGACCUCCGGUAA
Molecule: messenger RNA, 1203 nt
Organism: Tricharina praecox
Lineage: Eukaryota; Fungi; Ascomycota; Pezizomycetes; Pezizales; Pyronemataceae
Exons: 5
Coding region: 1-1203 (400 amino acids)
Source: RefSeq, a predicted model, not a curated record